AUGCGUUUCUUCGCUGUCGUCGCUGGUCUCGCCGCUGUUGCGGCCGCGCAGUACGGUGCUGAGGCUCAGGCACCUCAGGAGUCUUGCGCUGCUCCCGUCACUGUCACUGUGACAAAGACCAUGGGCCACACUCCCUCACCCCCCAGCGUCGCCACCUCGUCAGGCACAGCUCCCUACCCCACGAACCCUCCCGUGGUCUCGCCUCCCGUUCCGGUUGGCACUGGAAUCCCAACUUCUGCUAACACACCCCUCGGUGGUGUAUCUCGUCCCACUGGAACCGGUGCGAGCAUGCCUCCUAUUCCUGAGUUCACGGGUGCGGCGAGCAGUGUCAGGGUUGGGGGCUUGGUAGCUGGUGUUGGAGCUGUUGUCGCGCUGAUGAUGUAG
Messenger RNA from Plenodomus lingam JN3, 384 nucleotides. RefSeq lists its product as uncharacterized. NCBI's taxonomy places the organism in Eukaryota, Fungi, Ascomycota, Dothideomycetes, Pleosporales, Leptosphaeriaceae. The record is from RefSeq and is a predicted model, not a curated record.